AUGCUCGUACCUAAGGAGAACCGCAGGAAGAUCUACCAGCAACUGUUCAAGGACGGUGUCCUCGUUGCAAAGAAGGACUUCAACGCACCUGCAUCCCUCGAACUCGAGGAUGUCCCCAACCUUCAAGUCAUCAAGGUCUGCCAGUCUUUGACCUCCAAGGGCUUUGUCAAGACUCAAUUCUCGUGGCAGUACUACUACUACUCUCUCACCAACGAGGGUAUCGACCACCUUCGAGAGUGGCUCCAUCUCCCAGUCGAGAUUGUCCCAGCAACACACAAGCGCGCAACACGGCCCGCUGCACCCCGUACUAUGGGUGGACCUCAGGGCGGUGCACCCAGGCAGCCACGUCGUGAGGGUGGUGCUGAUGAGUACCGUCGUCGUGAUGGCGGUGAGAAGAAGCAGGAGGGUGAUGUCAAGCCUGUCUUCCGCGAGGGCUUCUAA
Protomyces lactucae-debilis is the source of this 441-nucleotide messenger RNA. RefSeq names its product Plectin/S10 domain-containing protein. Gene Ontology annotation, cellular component: cytosolic small ribosomal subunit. NCBI's taxonomy places the organism in Eukaryota, Fungi, Ascomycota, Taphrinomycetes, Taphrinales, Protomycetaceae. The coding region runs from base 1 to 441 and encodes 146 amino acids. The record is from RefSeq and is a predicted model, not a curated record. Gene Ontology annotation, molecular function: structural constituent of ribosome; RNA binding. The transcript has a single exon.